AUGUCGUCGGAUGGAGAAUUCACCAGAACCCAAAUCUUUGGGACAGUGUUUGAAAUCACCAACCGAUACACGAAUCUUAAUCCUGUUGGGAUGGGAGCCUUCGGACUUGUGUGCUCUGCUGUUGACAAGUUGACAGGGCAAAAUGUCGCUGUCAAGAAGAUCAUGAAGCCUUUCAGUACCAGUGUUUUGGCCAAAAGAACUUAUCGUGAGUUGAAGCUUUUGAAGCAUUUGCGUCACGAGAAUUUAAUAUCAUUGGACGAUAUCUUUUUAAGUCCCUUGGAAGACAUUUAUUUUGUCACAGAGUUACAAGGGACUGAUUUACAUCGAUUGUUAACAUCCAGACCUUUGGAAAAGCAAUUUAUCCAAUAUUUUACCUAUCAAAUCUUGAGGGGAUUGAAAUAUGUACAUUCGGCUGGGGUUAUCCAUAGAGAUUUAAAGCCGUCCAAUAUCUUGAUUAACGAGAAUUGUGACUUGAAAAUUUGUGACUUUGGAUUGGCCCGUAUCCAAGACCCUCAAAUGACUGGGUAUGUCUCUACCAGAUAUUACCGUGCUCCAGAAAUCAUGUUAACAUGGCAAAAAUACGAUACAGAAGUAGACAUAUGGUCUGUUGGAUGUAUUUUAGCAGAAAUGAUUGAAGGGAAGCCCUUGUUUCCUGGUAAAGAUCAUGUUCACCAGUUUUCUAUCAUCACUGAGUUAUUGGGGUCUCCUCCUCAAGACGUUAUUGAUACCAUUUGUUCUGAAAACACAUUGAAGUUUGUUCGUUCUUUACCUCAUAGAGAUCCGAUCCCGUUCUCGGAACGGUUUGCUAAUUGUACUCAUGUUGAACAAGAAGCCAUUGAUUUAUUACUGAAAGUACUUGUGUUUGACCCCAAAAAGAGAAUUAGUGCUGAAGGGGCCUUGAAGCACAUCUACAUGGAGCCAUACCAUGAUCCAUCCGAUGAGCCGGUUUGCGAGUCCAAGUUUGAUUGGUCCUUCAACGAUGCAGACUUACCAGUGGAUACUUGGAGAGUCAUGAUGUACCGAGAGAUAUUGGAUUUCCACCAGGUUGUGGCUCAGAACGAACAACAAUAUUAUCAACAACAACAACAGAUCCAAAACCUGCAACAGCAGCAGCAGCAGCAGCAACAACAACAGCAGGCUGAAGCUUCUGCUUCUGCUUUGGCUUCGGCUUCGGCUUCGGCUUCGGCUUCGGCUUCGGCUUCAACGUCUAAUCAACCGGAAUGA
Lizanozyma spartinae is the source of this 1224-nucleotide messenger RNA. It is a transcript of the gene HOG1, whose product is annotated as mitogen-activated protein kinase. The record is from RefSeq and is a predicted model, not a curated record. Gene Ontology annotation, biological process: protein phosphorylation; cellular response to oxidative stress; stress-activated MAPK cascade. Gene Ontology annotation, cellular component: nucleus; cytoplasm. The transcript has a single exon. Bases 1 to 1224 code for a protein of 407 amino acids. Gene Ontology annotation, molecular function: MAP kinase activity; ATP binding. Lineage: Eukaryota; Fungi; Ascomycota; Pichiomycetes; Serinales; Debaryomycetaceae.